Molecule: messenger RNA, 1780 nt
Organism: Prorocentrum cordatum
Lineage: Eukaryota; Dinophyceae; Prorocentrales; Prorocentraceae
Source: the annotation of a GenBank genome assembly
AGCCGUUCUGGUGGCGAUCCGCCCCCCCCCCCCGGGGGGGCGCCGCCCCUGGGCCAUGCCGGCGCGCGGCGGCGCACGGACGCCCUGGCCACAUGGGGCGCUUGCGGUGCAGGUCAUAGCGGGGCUGGCCGUGGCAGCUGCAGCCGCCACCCCCGACAGCGGUGGGCUGAGAGGCUACCCCACUGCCCAAGAGCCCGUCUGGGUGACCAGGAGGCUGCAGGGCACAUGCGGCGCCGUGUGCGCGGCGGACGGCCAGACCGCCACCUGCGCCGAGCGCGUGCAGGCGGCAGCCGCGGGGGUCCUGCAGGACAUGCAGGCCUGCCUGGACGCGUACAACGUCGUGCUCGAGAGCUGCCCCGCGUGCGCCACGUGCGCCAUCUCGGACGUCGGGUGCGGCUCGGGCGGGUCCGCAGGCGGCACCGCCGCCGCCCUGCCGGGAGCCGCCGUCACUGUCCCCGACGCGGCGCCGCCCGUGAUGCAACCUGUCGUGCCUGACAUCGCGCAGCCUCAGGUGAGGCCCUCAUUGCGGCUGCAAAGGAAGAUGGCAGCCAGCACGAACAGGAGGAGCGCGCGCCCGAUCAGCAGCUCCAGCCACCUGGUUGGACGCAGCCGCAGCAGCCGCAGCAGCCGCAGCAGCCGCAGGAGCCGCAGCAGCCGCAGCAGCCACAGCAGCAGCCCCAGAUUUUGCAGCCAAACACUCGGGGCCGUGCGGCUUCCUCCGCCGCCGCCGACGACACCGGGGACGACUACGCAAGCGUGGCGGGCCCCUCCCACGACCUCCACGAAGACAGCGACCUUCACGGUGGCCGCCAAGAUUACGACGACGACGAUGCCGUUCGACUGCUCCAUGGGGGCCGACCAUCCCGAGCUGUGGAUCUUCAGCAAGAGGGCCUGGUGCUGCUCCGCCCGCGGCAAGGGCUGCUGGGACUCCACCACGGUCACGACCUCCAGAACUACGACGUCGACGCGCACCACCAGCACCAGGACAACGACAUUCACCAAGACGUCAACGCUCACGUCAACCAUUACACACACGACGACAACAACGACGACCAGGACAACUAGCACCUCCACGAAAACUUCGAGUACCUCGACGAGGACGGUCACGACCACAACCACUCGCACCACGAGCACGUCUACUAUCACCAAAACGUCCACAACCACCACCCACACAACGACGACAACGACACCUCCCCCAUUCACCUGCGAGGGGAAGAUUGGGGGCCACAUGUCCAACUGGACUGGAAGAAAGAUGAAAUGGUGUUGCCGAGAAAUGGCAAUUGGCUGUCCUACACUAACCACGACCACUACUAGCACAAUCACUAAGACCUCCACCGUCACGACCUCUACCUCGACCAAGACCUCUACCUCUACCUCUACCUCGACUGUGACUGUAACCCGAACCAAGACCUCGACUACCUCGACUCGUACCUCUACCUUCACGACCUCUACUACUACCAGGACCCGUACUAACACCGACACCUUAACUUCCACAUUGACCAACAUAACAAUGACAGCGUCCAGCACCACGACAGCGAUCUCCAUAACGGGAACUGAGACUACAGUUUCAACCCAAACCGCAACAACAAACACCACGACUUCUACUAGAACCAGAACGUCUACCACCACGAACACCACCACGACCACGAGUACCAAGACCACCACGACAGUCACCGCAACGAUGACAACUCUGACCGCCACGGAGACGACAACCACGACCAGCACGACGAGCACGUUCACGAGGACCGAUCGGGAGUGCCUGCGCGAGGCAGCGCCGACG